GUGACGGCAACUGCGGCAACUACCAUACCAUUCCCCGGUUCGCUCUUCUGCAGAUCAUCAAAUCUAUAGCAAUUAACCCAUUCAAUCCUUAAUCCACAUACGUAAAGAUACUACUAAAAGAAUUCAAAGCGGAGAGAGAGAGAGAGAGUUUUAUUCAAGUUGGUUCAUAAGAAGUCAAAAUCCCGAGAAAAUUCAGACACAAAUCAGAAAGAAAGCAUGAACCUAGGGUUUACAAUUCAAUUCUCAUUAGCAAAACCAACUCCAUGAAUUCCAAUUCACAAGAUAAGAAUAUGAAAAACGAUGAUGACGACGACUCUGAUAAACGGAGUCGAGACAACCCGUACAGACCUCGUCAAGAUAAAGCGGAAGACAUGAGGCUGUGGGGAAUUCUCAUCUUUGGUUUGAUUGGAGCUACUGCCACCACCUUCGCCGUUGGACAAUUGCGGAGGACAGUUGAUUGGUUCUAUACUCAGUUUUCUUUUAGGUUGAUAAUACUCUUCAAGCUCUUGGAAUCAGUGAUUUUGAUACCUCUUCAUAUUCAGAUGAUCUUACAACUUGGCCUCCAUUUGACCAGGUCACAGUCAUCAUGGAAAGGUUCAACUGGUGGUUCUUUCCGGUCAAGUUUUCAGGAGGAAGCAUGGAAAAGAUACAACCGUCGAAUGCAAGAGGAGUAUGAAGAGGAAAUGGAAAGAGGGGAGCGUAUAAGGCGCAUGCAAAGUGUGUUUAACAGAGAAAGAAAUAAAUACAAAAGGAGCUAUGAGAGCUGGGGGGGAAAUGCUCAAGGUGAAUAUCAUCAACAUUUCCAGCGGGAAGAUUGGUAUUGGAAGACUGAUGCAUCUUACAGAGAUAGCAGGACUAAUUUCAGGGAAACUCCUCAAGGCACUGCUCAUAAUCCAUUAUCUCAUCACUACUCAGUUUUGGGUCUGGAUAGGUUGAGAACAAAACCAUACACCGAUGUUGAGAUAAAGACAGCUUUCAGGACAAAGGCAAAGGAGUUCCACCCAGAUCAAAAUCAGGAUAACAAAGAGCUAGCUGAAGCGAAGUUCAAAGAGGUCAUGUCAUCUUAUGAAGCUAUUAAGAUGGAAAGGAAAAACAAAUAAGUUGUGAACUCAAAACUUGCUGUGUUCAGAAAAUAUCGACAAUACGGAUCGGAUGUCUAAGCAGCAGAUUAGGACCGGCCAUAGAGUUGGAGACCUCUAUGUGGUGGAGAGCUUGCAUCUGCCUCUAGCAACAUCUCCGACUGCCUUUUUCCUCUUUUCAGUUAGAUUCUCUGUCUAAUUCUUUCUACUUGUGGCAUUCUAAAUUAGGGCAUUUGGUUGUUGAUCGUUUACGGUCUUUAACUUAGUUUAGUAUAUUGGGUAAAGUUUUUCCUAGUGAACUUACUGAAUGCCGGGGGUGUAAACUUGCCAAAAUGACAGCCUUACAUUUUCAUAAAAGUACUUCUAUAUUUA
Messenger RNA from Camellia sinensis, 1451 nucleotides. Its product is annotated as Chaperone DnaJ-domain superfamily protein. The record is from RefSeq and is a predicted model, not a curated record. Lineage: Eukaryota; Viridiplantae; Streptophyta; Magnoliopsida; Ericales; Theaceae.